AUGAUGACCAUCCCUGGACAAAUAGACGCAAUAGUCGCUGAGCAACCCACCGGCACAGCCCAACAUAUCGAAUAUGCCGACACAAACGACGACACUUUUCAUGUUGCCGUGAGACACCAGCAAGAAACUGACACUGAGCAACAAAGCUACGUCGGGCCGUGGCCGCUCAGACAUCGCCGCAACUCCAGCUGGACUGUCCUCAGUGGCAAGAGUGAUGCCACCAGGCGCUCUUUUUCUAACCUUCCGGUCAACUCGGCUGCAGUGAACAAUGGCGCCAGUCCUUUUAUCGCGGAUCUCCCUCUGGACAACCCUUUCAGCGACCAGUUUCACUCCGAAGCCUCAAGUUCCACAAUGAUAGCAGGAAGUGUUGAUGUCCCGGAUUCUCAGCAGCAAAGACGGAAGUCGGAGCUGACCCGAAUUAUGGAACAAGUCGACCAAAAAACCGAAGCUAUUCAGCGCACAGUAAAUAGAGAAGCAAGUUCUUCACGUAACGAGGGAAAGGGGGAAAAUCAGGAAUUCAAAAGGAGUGGGGAAGAGCAUCUUGCAGACGACUCAACUGGCGCGCAAAGACGAGAACGGUCAACUGCCGCACAGACGCUCCAGGUCCCGCCACAACAGCAACGGCCACGGGACAUCGAACGUGAGGUGGCAGCCACCAUGCUCACCCAGCUCGAAACCGAGGAUUGCCAGACCUGCCAAGAAGAAGCCUCGGUCGCGCUUGCAGGAAAGUGCAUGUUGGGAUUGACAGCGAGCAUCCUCGUGGCGAGUUUAUACGCGAUAUACUAUUGCUUCUCGGAAGAGUUCGGCCAGGCCACCACGAUUAUCAAAGAGAAACAAAGAACCCUCCUGUUUCUGUCACUCCUGGCCAUUCCAGUAACGGCGGCCCUGAGCAUGGCGUUACUUGCCUGGCUGGGCUUGAACUCCUAUGGACCGAUCAAACGGCGACUGAACGGAGGGGCUGAGUAUUUCAAGCUCUGGCUGUGCUUUACGUUUCUCGCUCUGUGCAGCUAUUUCCUUAUCGCUGCGGUGUCUUACAAGUAUGCGAAAUGA
Messenger RNA from Fonsecaea erecta, 1050 nucleotides. RefSeq lists its product as hypothetical. The record is from RefSeq and is a predicted model, not a curated record. Lineage: Eukaryota; Fungi; Ascomycota; Eurotiomycetes; Chaetothyriales; Herpotrichiellaceae. The transcript has a single exon. Bases 1 to 1050 code for a protein of 349 amino acids.